UCCAUCCCCACACCCUUAACACUGCUAACACACCCAAAAUUCUGUACUAAUUUUCACCCACUAACCAAAACCCCAAAAGCCUCCUCUCUCUCUCUCUCAUCACUCUUCAACACUCAUUUUCAUCAAUGGCAACUUCUACUUCAACUCCACCCACAACCGUCAACGACCUCCCCGACGUCAUCCUCUCCAACAUAAUCGCUACUAUCUCCGACGUCCGUAGCCGCAACUCCGCCUCACUCGUCUGCGGUAAAUGGCGCGUUCUCGAACGUUCUACCCGUACUUCCCUCACUCUCCGUGGCAAUAUCCGUGACCUUUUCAUGUUGCCUGAUUGCUUCCGUUGUGUUACUCAUCUCGAUCUCUCUCUCCUCUCUCCUUGGGGCCACCCACUCCUCGGCGAAUCCACCGAAGCGGAUUCUGCUUUAAUAGCUCACCUCCUCCGCCACGCGUUUCCUUCAGUGAAGUCAUUGACGGUGUACGCGCGGGGGGCGGAGGUACUUAAGUUGCUUCCAGUACAGUGGUUUUAUCUUAACACAAUCAAGUUAGUGCGCUGGCACCAACGUCCGCAGUUAGUUAGCGGGGAGGAGUUCGACUUUCUGUUUAAAGGAUGCGGUCAUUUGGAAUCGGUUGACUUGUCUAGUUUUUAUUGCUGGACGGAUGAUGUUCCGCCUGCUCUUGAAUGGAACCCUGUCUUAGCGGGGAAUUUGACGGAGUUGAAUCUGAUGAAUCCUUCGUUUUCGGAGGGUUUUAAGACGGAUGAGAUUGGUGUGAUUACGAAAUGUUGUCCGAAUUUGAAGGAGUUGAAGAUUGCUUGUAUGUUUGAUCCAAUGUACAUUGGGUUUGUUGGUGAUGAAGGUUUGCUUUGUAUAGCUACGAAUUGCCCUAAAUUAUCAGUGCUUCAUUUAGCGGAUACGUCUACGUUGUCUAAUUGUAGAGCUGAUCCUGAUGAUGAGGGAUUUACAGCUGAUGAUGCAAAAUUUAAUGUUUCAACUUUGAUUGAAGUGUUUUCGGGUCUUCCGUUACUUGAAGACCUUGUAUUAGAUGUUUGUAAUAAUGUUAGAGAUAGUGGUCCUGCUUUGGAAAUACUGAACAGAAAAUGUCCUAAAUUGCGGUCGCUGAAGUUGGGGCAAUUUCAUGGCGUUUCUAUGCCAAUUGAGUCGAAGUUGGAUGGGGUUGCGCUAUGUCAGGGGCUUACAUCUUUGUCGAUUAGAAAUGUAGGUGAUUUGGAUGAUAUGGGUUUGAUAGCAAUUGGUAGAGGGUGUACAAGGUUAACUAAGUUUCAGAUUCAAAGUUGUAAGAAGAUCACAAUGAGAGGAAUGAGGACGUUAGCUUCUUUGCUUCGGAAAAGUUUGGUUGAUGUCAGAAUAUCUUGUUGCAAGAAUCUUGGAGCUGCUUCAUCGUUGAAAGCAUUGGAACCAAUACAAGAACAUAUCCAGAGGCUUCAUAUUGAUUGUGUGUGGGAGGAUAGUGUUGAGGAAAUUGAAAAUCUUAAUGGUGUUGAAUACAGGUUUGAUCUCAAUAAGACCAAUGGAGCUGAGUCAUCAACUCGUACGGAUGGAUUUGGGUACACAUUUGGAUCCAUGGAUGAUGAUAUUAUGUUUAAUAGGAAUAAAAGAUGCAAGUACGACUAUGAUCUUAACAGUGUUUGUGUGGAAGACAAUGGCAAUGGGAAUGGUUUUGGUGGACGAACAUGGAACCGGCUGCAUUAUCUCUCACUUUGGGUUGGUGUGGGUGAUCUUGUAACUCCGUUAGCAGCUGCAGGUCUUGAACAUUGUCCUAACUUGGAGGAGAUCAAAAUUAGGGUGGAAGGAGACUGCAGGCUAUGGUCAAAACCUUCGGAGAGGGCAUUUGGUUUGAGCACCCUUUCACGGUACCAUAAACUUGUGAAGAUGCAUUUGGAUUGUGGGGAUCUUAUCGGUUACACGCACACUGCCCCAUCCGGACAGAUGGAUUUGAGCUUGUGGGAACGGUUUUAUCUAUUUGGGAUUGGAAGUUUGAAUCUAAGGGAGCUUGAUUAUUGGCCACCACAAGAUAGGGAUGUUAACCAAAGGUGUCUAUCCCUGCCAGCAGCUGGGCUGCUCCAAGAAUGCAUUGCACUCCGGAAGUUGUUCAUCCACGGAACAGCAAAUGAACAUUUCAUGAUGUUCCUGCUUAGAAUCCCAAACUUAAGAGAUGUACAACUGAGAGAAGAUUACUAUCCGGCCCCAGAGAAUGACAUGAGUACAGAAAUGAGAUCAGACUCCUUGAGCCGCUUUGAAGCAGCCCUAAACAGACGACAGAUUUGUGAUUAAUGCAAGGAAUUACAUUGUACAAUUUUCCAAUAUUCCUUACUGUUUUAUGCCUGAUUGACGCAAGGAACCGAUACUGUUAUGCAACUUUCCUAUGUCCAACUUUCGUAGAUUGUAUUACUGGGAUAGUAUAGUGUUGACAUAUUUAAUAUACAGAUCUUCUGUAUAGUUUUAUGCAUCAGUUAAAUUAUGCAUUUUGAACAAAAGAUAUGAUCAACCUUGGGAGUUAUUCAAGUGAAUUUUUCGUGC
Molecule: messenger RNA, 2534 nt
Organism: Capsicum annuum
Lineage: Eukaryota; Viridiplantae; Streptophyta; Magnoliopsida; Solanales; Solanaceae
Product: F-box/LRR-repeat MAX2 homolog A
Exons: 1
Coding region: 126-2288 (720 amino acids)
Biological process (GO): SCF-dependent proteasomal ubiquitin-dependent protein catabolic process
Cellular component (GO): SCF ubiquitin ligase complex
Source: RefSeq, a predicted model, not a curated record